Molecule: messenger RNA, 480 nt
Organism: Acanthosepion pharaonis
Lineage: Eukaryota; Metazoa; Mollusca; Cephalopoda; Sepiida; Sepiidae
Source: the annotation of a GenBank genome assembly
AUGUCUGUGGUGACGUUGCUAUCGAUGGCCGCACGCGUCUGCCUAAUUGUGCUGAAGCUUUCUAAAUAUGCCACUAUCUAUCUAUCUAUCUAUCUAUCUAUCUAUCUAUCUAUCUAUUCAUCUCAAACACUAUCUAUUCCUCUCAAAUUCUAUCUAUCUAUCUAUCUAUCUAUCUAUCUAUCUAUCUAUCUAAUUUCUUUCUAUCUAUCUAUCUAUCUAUCUAUCUAUCUCUGCUUCUUUCUUUCGUUCGUUCUAUCUAGCUUUCUUUCUUUCUGUCUAUCGAUCUAUUUACCUGUCUGUCUCUUUUUCUCUAACAGACGUGGUGAUAACAUCUCUUUCUCUCUCUCUCUCUCUCUCUCUCUCUCUCUCUCUCUAUCUAUCUAUCUAUCUAUCUGUCUAUCUAUACAUCUUUCUUUCUUUCUGUCUAUCUAUCUAUCGAUCUAUUUACCUGUCUGUCUCUUUUUCUCGUAUAAGGAAUAA